This is a messenger RNA of Puntigrus tetrazona (Sumatra barb), 1001 nucleotides long. RefSeq names its product L-rhamnose-binding lectin CSL3-like. NCBI's taxonomy places the organism in Eukaryota, Metazoa, Chordata, Actinopteri, Cypriniformes, Cyprinidae. Gene Ontology annotation, molecular function: carbohydrate binding. Bases 106 to 468 code for a protein of 120 amino acids. The record is from RefSeq and is a predicted model, not a curated record. The transcript has 5 exons.
CAAGUUAAUAAUGAACAAACGAUAACGGAACUGUCUGUAUUAUAAAUACCAUGUGCACAUGUGUCUUCUUCUUAAGAGACUUCUAGUUUUUCUUACACGUUCAACAUGUUGGUGCAAAAGAUAAGCUGGACCGUUUUGCUGCUCCUUCUGUGUCAGAACGGAAAGAAUGGAGUAGAAGCAAUAAGGGUAGUGGUCUGUGAAGGAGGAAUUAUGCUUCUCUACUGUAAUUCUGGAUUAAUACAGGUCACUGAAGCCAACUAUGGGCGGACUGAUCGCACGACAUGCUCUUUUUUCAUAGCAGAUUCUAUGACUUCAAAUAUGUACUGUUUCCAAAAAUCAGCCUUCCAAAUAAUGUCUCAUCGGUGUGACGCACGAAAGAGAUGUUAUGUCCCUGCACUGAACACAAUUUUCUCUGACCCUUGUGCUUGGACUUAUAAAUACCUGGAUGUGCGUUAUCAUUGUAUCUAAAAGGUAAAUUCUAAAGCUGAUUGUUAAUCGUAGAAAUAUUUUGCAUCAGACAUGCUAUGUGGAUGAUAACAAAUAAUAAUAAUUGGCUAUAUUUUUUCUGAUAGACUAAAAAAAAUCUAGUAGAUGAUCUAGUAGUCACAGUUUUAUCUGCGUAUGCAACAAUAAUGUGGUUGGGCGUCAAACUGUAUAAAGCAAAAUAAAACAGAAUCUACUUAGAAAGGAAACUCAGCACCAACAGAUCUCAUGAACUGAGAACAAUCAGGAGAUCUGGUAAGAGAAUAACUUUUGUGUUUUUAUUUCUUUUAAACUUGUUGUUUAAUCUGUACUGAGAACUAUACAAAUACAUUUGUAAUUACAUUGUAAAACACACACACACACACAAAUCUUGCAUAUCAUGUUAAAAGUAAAGAAGUUAUACAGGUUAUACAGGCAUGUGCUAUAUACAAUUUAUGAUUGGUUUGUGUAUGUUUCUGGUUCCCUGUGUAUUAUGUUGGUUUUGCUGUGUUUAUUAAAAUUCUUUACUUAGUUAUGCA